Messenger RNA from Chara braunii, 1946 nucleotides. The record is from the annotation of a GenBank genome assembly. Lineage: Eukaryota; Viridiplantae; Streptophyta; Charophyceae; Charales; Characeae.
CAAAAAAAGGCGUGGAUUGGAAAGCUUCUUCCUCUGGUUCGGCCUCCCGUCGCCCUAGUCAAGCACAAGGAGGCCGGGGUGAGGAAGAAGUGGCCAUGAAAGAAGUCGCGGCACAAUUAGUUACAGUAGUGGCCCCGUUGACGGAGUUUGUUCAGGGCCUGCAGCGGCAACGCCUAGCCGCUGCACAACGACAACAAGCGGCUAUGGCCGCCGGAGCCCCUAUGAUUAAACCGGCCGUGGCCGUGGCUGUCCAGUCCCUAUGCUAUUAUAACUGCAAUCAGCCAGGUCACCUUGCGAAAGAUUGCCCGAAACCUCGAGCUCAGGGUGGGUCCGCUGGGCCUUCCCAAAUCCCGUUGGCUGCUCCAACCGCUGCAGCACAGGGGAGGGUUGCCAUGGUGAUGGAUACCGGGGCAACGGAAAUAGUGACCCCUGCGGCCACCGAGAUAGGGCCCGAUGAAUAUAUGGCUGCGGCGAUGUUCAAACCCGGGACCAUCGGAGUGAUACGUCACGUCCAACGAAUUACCGAGGAAAGCGACCUCGGACCGUGGAGACCAGGGUUCGAAGACCUUCCGGCGCCUGUGGCCUUGGAGAAAAGCGAGUUCUUCUUGUCGGAGAUCUCAUUCUUGGGGUACAUCGUCACAGUUUAUGGACUAAACCCGGAUCCGAGGAAGGUGGCAGCAGUUCAAGAAGCCCCGGCGCCGGUCACACUCACCCAGGUUCGGGCUUUUCUAGGGCUGACAUCCUAUUACCGACGCUUCAUCAAGGGGUUCGCCGGUAUAGCGAAGCCCCUCACGAACCUGCUGAAGAAAGAGGAACAACUGAUCUGGACGCCGGAAUGCGAAGCGACGUUUCAGGCGUUGAAGGAGGCUCUGACAUCUGCUCCUGUGUUGGCGCGCCCCGACCCGACAAGACGGUUCGCACUGUACACAGACUGGCAGCCUCAGGCGAUAUCGGCGGUGCUGACUCAGCACGGGGCGGACGGCAGGGAACACGUCAUUGAGUAUGCGUCCAAGACGCUGAGCCAGGUGCAGGCUAAUUACGAAGCGUGCAAAGGUGAAUGUUUGGCGGUGGUGUGGGGGAUCCUGCAUUUCCGACCGUAUCUUUACGGCCAGAAAUUCCUGCUGUGGAGGCGUUGGCAAGAGCACUUCAUUGAGUUGUCGGUGUGUCUGGUCGGAGUAAGGGUCACGUGGACGCAGCACAAAGAUCACCGCCAGUGGGCCGAGUACCUCGAGCUGCUCCUCAUCCAGGCGUGGCGAACGGAAGUGGAAGGCGAUCUGCUCGGAUUCCUCUUCGGAUCCGUGCGGACCGAUCAUAGCCAACCGAUCUCGCACGAGUUAACGAUCCCCCUCGCACAGCUGGCAGACGAUCUCCCACUCAAGAUCAUCUCGCAGAGCGAUGACAACCCGGUCCCGCAUGUUCUUACGCAGACCUUGGCGCCAUAUCUUCAGUGGUCGGCGUGCUUAGAGGAACCAGGAAACGGCCGCAACCCACCAUCACAACGCAGGUACCUGGACCCGCGCGAGAUAGUCGACCUCGCCUUCUUCCAAGAUCGAACAGCUUCCGAGAACGAGGAGGUCAAGAUUGAAGCCGAAGAUGAAAGCUCGGAAGAAGAAGAAGAGGUCAAGGAAAAAACCGACGAGGAAGAAACUCCCGAGGAAGAAACUCCUGAGGAAGGGAGCUACAGUGAGCACAGCGAGGGCGAGCAGAGUGAAGAGGAGGCGGAAGAAGAGCAAGACGACGAAGAAGAAGAAGAAGACCAGGAGGAGUUAGUAGAGUCAGAGUACGAAGGAUUCGAGGAGGAAGUGCGCGGCAAGGCUCGGGCGCAGGCCUAGGCACAGAAAAAGGAAGAGAUCGCGGUCGGAAAGCGACCAUUGGAAUUCGCCAGCGCAGCCGGCGAGCCGCUCACCGACAAUCCGGCCCGGGACCCCGAGUCGCCUAAGCCCGAG